This is a messenger RNA of Selaginella moellendorffii, 2214 nucleotides long. Its product is annotated as kinesin-like protein KIN-UA. Bases 299 to 2014 code for a protein of 571 amino acids. The record is from RefSeq and is a predicted model, not a curated record. Gene Ontology annotation, molecular function: microtubule binding; ATP binding; microtubule motor activity. Gene Ontology annotation, biological process: microtubule-based movement. Lineage: Eukaryota; Viridiplantae; Streptophyta; Lycopodiopsida; Selaginellales; Selaginellaceae. The transcript is spliced from 16 exons.
CCAGUGGAGCCAGCAUUCUCUUCUCGGCGAUAGCGGUGAUCGGAGUGGAGGAGUGGAGGAGCGGCGAAAUCUCUGUAAGGCGAUGGUUUAGGUGUAGGAAUUGCGAUGCGAUCUGGCGAUCGCGUUCGUCGUAAGGUGCAGAGAAUGCGAGGUUUCAAGCUAGAGUCGUAGGAAUGUAGCUAGGUCAGGGAUUUUUGAUGGAGGAAUUCGGUGUGGUGAUUAUGGAUCGAGGCAGGAUAAAUUCGAGUUUGUGGAGAUCUUGCCAGAGGGAGGUGGGGGAGCUUCGUCGCAGAUCGAGAUGCCUAGCGAUGAAUUUAAGCUGGUGGUGAUGGAUGCCAAGGUGCCGGGGAAGGGGAAGAACAAUGGCAAAGCAAGCGAGCCCGAUUCAGAACGAGUCCAAGUUACGGUGAGAGUGAGGCCUCCUACGAAAGCUGAAGAGACCAAGGAAGAUGGAGUUCCUUUUAUUUUCUUGGACACUGAGAAGAAUGCUGUAAUUGUGAGGCGAAAGGGGAGUUUUGUGGAUUUCACGGAGUUUAAGUUCGAUGCUGUUUUGCCUCCAAGUGCGACGCAAGCUGAUGUCUACAAUGUCUCUGCUCAAGCUGUAAUUCAGGAUGUUCUUGAUGGAUACAAUGGCACAAUUAUGGCUUAUGGCCAAACAGGAGCUGGAAAGACGUACACACUCUCGGACAUGGUUUUUGACGACGUUGGUGGAACUUCGAUUGAAGGAAUUAUACCUCGUUCCGCAGCCGAUAUAUACAUCAGAGCUGAAAGAGACAAAGACCAUGAGUACCGAAUCUCUAUGUCAUAUAUCCAGAUCUAUAUGGAAAUGAUUCAAGAUCUCCUCCGUCCUGAAAAUUCCAACCUCAGCAUUCGCGAGACUGAGGCAGGAGGUAUUUUUGUCGCAGGCAUAGAAGAGGUGCAAGUAAAAUCUAUCGAGGACGUGAUGAAGCUCUUGAUGAUCGGUGAUCGAAAUCGACGCUUUGCCUUCACAAGAUUGGUUCGUCUCUUCGUUCCGAUUAUGUGGAUACAAGUGCCUGAACUACAGAAUGCCCAUUCGUCCCGCAGCCAUACGAUUGCGAUGCUUACUGUUGAGAAGAAGGCGGUAAAUCCUUUGGACGCUAAAUCCUCAGCUGACAAGAAGAAACGAACUCCCAACUCUCAGCCUGGAAUUUCUGAGAAGGUCCUUGUCGGCAAGCUUUUUCUUGUUGAUCUUGCUGGGUCAGAAAGGUUGAAAAAGAGCGGCUCGGAGGGCCUUCGAGCAUCUGAAGCUAUGAGCGUCAACAUGUCUCUCACGGCACUAGGUAAAUGCAUUAGUGCGAGAGCAGAUCCAAGCGUUUUGCACGUCCCCUUCCGGGACUCCAAGCUAACUCGGUUAUUGCAGGAAUCGCUAGGAGGCAAUGCCAAGACGUCAUUAAUCGUCAACAUUGCUCCCUGUAGCGAGUAUCUCCAAGAGACGUUAUCUUCUCUUCAGUUUGGUGCACGGGCGAUGAAAGUAGCCACUCGAGCUAUCAUUAAUGUGGAAGAGGAGUUUCGUUCCAUCACCAGGAACUUGCAAGAAGCACUUGACCUGCAAGACGAAAGGGUUCACUCACUGGAGGCUGCAGUGCAUCAUAAAGAUGCGCAGUUGGAGGCCGCCAAACUAAGUUUGGAGCUCAAAACCAGAGAGAUGGAAAGAUUAAGAGAGGAGCAAAAGCUUCGGGACGAACAAGCUCACCGGAGUGAAAAGUUUUUGGAGCAACUAAAAGUCAAAGACAAGGAUUGGCAAAACAGAUUAGAGUUGAUCAAAAUAGCAGCGAAGGACCAUCUCAUUGAAAAAGAGAACGAUCGCAUGGACGACGCGGCUCGCAGGAUCCAGAAAGCUUACAAGAAGCAUUACGUGAUGCAUAUUUUGGAGGAGAAGCGAAAGGUAGAACUAGUUGCUGGGUCGAUGCUCUUGGCAAACUCCGCGUCCAAAGUUUUAAAAUCCAUCUCUACGCUGGACGAUUACUUCACAGCAAAGAGAGGGCUUUGCUGACGAUGAUGUGUUGCUGGACGCCGUCCGAUCUUCAAGUGUUUGGAGGGUGGCCAUUAUUUUUAAGCUCUCUCUCAUUCUCGGCAAGCUCUCUCUCGGCUCUUGGCAAGAACACUAUCUCUCCAUAUGGUGGAUUUGCGAUUCGAUUAGUCUCGGAAAAGAGAUGGUUUUUAAUAGAAGCACAAAAAAGAACGAGUACUCUA